AUGGUGCUGUGUGCUGCACCAAACUGUAAUAUCCGAUACGGACAGGGUGUGUCUAUGUUUGCUUUCCCCGAGGAUCCAAAAUUAUGCCAAAUUUGGGUAAGAAAGCUGAAAACCAUUAAUUAUUGGCCAUCCAAACAUUCAAAGCUUUGCGAGAAGCAUUUUACCCCAGACUGUUUUAUAAUUGAGCCUUCCAGAGCGCGAUGCAUGAGGUAUAAUCGACUCCAGUUAAAAAAAGAUGCCAUACCUAGCAUGUUUGACUAUACUCCAUUGAAAACUAAAGCCAUUAAAGGCCAUAAAAGGAAAACGGCAGAUGGAUGUUAUACCAAAACAAGUCGGACAUCGAAAGUUCUGGAGAAAAGACGUGCACUCGCAAACCUUAAUGAAGAUGCAGAGAUUAUUCUUCCUCCUCCGAGCCAGUUUCAGGACAGCCCAGAGACUCUAAACACAGAACCAAGCUGUCAAAGUGGAGCACACACAAUGACUUUUGAAAUGUCUACACAGACUACUUAUGGGUUGAUGAAACGCAGGCAUGUCUCCAUACAGACAGAGAUUCGGCCCAGUACAAUAUCCACUGGUACCCAAACAGAAACACUGUUUUCAUUGGAUGCACCUGAGGACCUUGACGAGAGCUUCGAGUCACUGGCCAGCACAGAUUCUGCAGCUUCAGAAUGGAUGAAAACAACAACAUAGAUCAUCAUGAUAUUCCUCAUGAUAU
Molecule: messenger RNA, 715 nt
Organism: Saccostrea echinata
Lineage: Eukaryota; Metazoa; Mollusca; Bivalvia; Ostreida; Ostreidae
Product: THAP domain-containing protein 5-like
Molecular function (GO): sequence-specific DNA binding
Source: RefSeq, a predicted model, not a curated record